AUGAACCCACUACAUAUGCAUGAUAUUAUUGAUCAAAUGAAACGAGCUAUACCUUAUCCAUUAGAGAUUGAUGAUCAUCAUUAUGGAUCAGAUCCAAUAACUCAUAAAAAAAAUAAAGACGAACAUACAGAUGAAACAACAGAUAACAUGGCACAAGUUCAAUCAACAUCGACAACUUCUCCAUCAACAUCAAAUAAUACACAAACAAAAAUGAAUGAUACAACUGAACAACAAUCUGAAUCUUUAAUAAAACAAGAGAAAUAA
Rotaria sordida is the source of this 264-nucleotide messenger RNA. The record is from the annotation of a GenBank genome assembly. Lineage: Eukaryota; Metazoa; Rotifera; Eurotatoria; Philodinida; Philodinidae.